ACAUCACGUCCCUUUCACACUUCAACUCAGCCUCCAGCCUCCCGCUAAUGGAAUACUGCGCUCCGAACGACUAAAGCCCGUUCUCAGCGUCAUCAGCCCUAAUUAGUAUCCCCAUCAAUUCGGUUAUCUGGCUCUUUUUCGCAUAUAUUGUCGUUUAACACCCAUGCCUACCCCUAUCGUCGUGGUUUGACAAACUCUCCUCAAGCAUCGCAACCAUGGAGCCGCCUUCGAACUCCAAUUCUAGCAUCAAAUCGGCGAUCCCCUCACUCCCCGCCCCAGUUACCACACAACUCCAGGCCCCGCCAUCGCCGCGGACUCAUCGCGCCCUUCGACGACUUCAAUCCGCGCACACUCUUGGAGCCCGCGCACGCGAGCAAGGCACGCCCUCACUCAUCUCUCAGCAGCGCCACCGCGACACCCAGCGCAAUGCUUCACCUACAAGACCGUCACAAGCGCCUCCUGCUGCUUCAGGCACACCCAGCUUCUCCCAGAAUAUCAAUCGCUCACCUCAGCGCGGGCGCGCUAAUAGCGAUGCCACCCCGCCACUUAUUCACCAGAUGAAUGUUGUCACAGCCAGCAAGCGUGCUGGGAGUAAGAAACCCGUAUUCUCGCAUGGCCAUCUGCCUCUUCAUCAGAUUAUCCGCGAAGGCCCAACGGAUGGUGAUUUCUUGGGCGCUUUGGAGAGCGCACGGUGGAAGGUUAUUGAUGAAGGUGUCAAGAGUGCUGAGGAUGGCAUGUCAACAUUGAGAAUAUACGUCUGGCUCGUCCUCCUGGACGCUCCUAUCCUGUCGACCGAUGACUACCUCGCCCUCAUCCACCGAGGAGCCUCUCCGGCUUACUCCAAGAUCCGCAACGACACUUUCCGCACACUUACGACCGACCCUCUCUUCCGUCGCCGUGUCAGCGAGGCUAGUCUGAUUCGUUUACUUAACGCCAUUGCAUGGAAGUUACACGAUGCGCGUGAGGAACAACGCCAAAGCCGCCCUAGUAGCAGCCGAGCUUCACUCCCUGGCGGUAGUAGCGUCUCCGGUCGUUCUCAGUCAGGCACAAGCACGUCAUCACCAACUGCUCGCAGUCGCGCGCGGGCCUUAACACUUACGACCGAGGGUUCUGAAUCCGGCGCAGGCGCUGCGACUCUAGAACCCGGCACCUACGUUCAGGGUAUGAACGUUCUGGCAGCACCAUUUCUUUACGCAGCUCGCAGCGAAGCGGAAGCAUUCGUUGCGUUCCACUCCCUGUUGACUCGAGAAUGCCCGGGGUAUAUUCGCGGUGCCAUGGACGGCGUUCAUCGUGGCCUUGCUCUGGUUGAUAAGGUCCUUGCCAUUGUUGAUCCCAAACUAAGCAUGUACCUUACUGCGAAGGGUCUUUCGGCUGAGAUCUAUGCUUUCCCUUCCGUUUUGACGCUGUGUGCAUGUACACCACCGCUUCCUGAGGUUUUACGGCUUUGGGACUUCUUGUUCGCCUAUGGUCCUCAUCUUAAUAUCGUCUGCAUUGUCGCGCAGCUUACAAUUAUGCGGACUCAAAUUCUUCAGUCACCCAGCCCAAAUAAGGUCUUAAGAUCCUUCCCCCAGCUUAACGCUGAUCUCGUCAAAUCCGUCACCAUUGGCAUUAUCAAGAAGAUACCCGACGAUGUUUAUGCUGAGAUCGUUUCUCACGCUCUUUAAAUAUGGGGCAUCCUUUGUAUUUCUGGAUUGACUUACAAGCGCUGUGGCCACUCCGGGUGAUACAGGGGCACAACAUGACUGAGCAGGGGUCUGGUCGCGAAACUCCUAAACUGACGUGCAUACUGCCACGCAGAUGGAAAGUUUAUUUCGAACCACUCGUCCGUUACCCAGCGGCUUAUAAAGAUGUUUCAGGGUCUCGCAACAAACACUCUAAUCCUGGCCGAUAUUGCCAAACUCAAUUGUAAACAACCGGCAAGCGGGAAAGGGGAUUGUACCCAAAAGUGGGUUUUGGUUUAUGUUUUUUUAUGAUUAUUGAAACGCGUUAUGAUGGGACGAUGGAUGGUACUUUAAUGAUGCUCGAUAUGAGCUUGAGCGGGUUUCAACGGGUACUAGAGGGUUCCGACAGAGACGGAUGCUCUAGG
Messenger RNA from Fusarium oxysporum Fo47, 2086 nucleotides. RefSeq names its product rab-GTPase-TBC domain-containing protein. Gene Ontology annotation, molecular function: GTPase activator activity. The transcript has 3 exons. NCBI's taxonomy places the organism in Eukaryota, Fungi, Ascomycota, Sordariomycetes, Hypocreales, Nectriaceae. Gene Ontology annotation, biological process: activation of GTPase activity; negative regulation of septation initiation signaling. The record is from RefSeq and is a predicted model, not a curated record. Bases 216 to 1664 code for a protein of 482 amino acids. Gene Ontology annotation, cellular component: mitotic spindle pole body.